Molecule: messenger RNA, 9525 nt
Organism: Rattus rattus (black rat)
Lineage: Eukaryota; Metazoa; Chordata; Mammalia; Rodentia; Muridae
Gene: Myo15b
Product: myosin XVB
Exons: 63
Coding region: 1-9051 (3016 amino acids)
Cellular component (GO): cytoskeleton; myosin complex
Molecular function (GO): cytoskeletal motor activity; ATP binding; protein binding
Source: RefSeq, a predicted model, not a curated record
AUGGGCGGAAGCAAGGGCAAAACGCACCAGCGCCGUGCUCGACCUGGGAGACCAGCCUCAGCCGAGCGGGAGUCCGGGUCCGCCAGCGCCGACUGCGCCCCAAGCAGAGACCGCAGGCCUGACUGCGGCAAAGCCCGCAAGACCAAGCCCGCUACGGAGUCUGAGGCCCCCGCAGGCAAAGAGACCGCCGGAGGCCGCAGAAAGCCCACCGAAGAGGGGAACCACCGCUGCAGAAGUGCAGAAAUUGGGACAUCUCAGGAGACCCAGGAGAGGCAGAGCAGCUCGCAGCGUCUGGGACACGGACCCACGGAGAGCCGCGAGUCCGAGAACAGUUGUGGGGAGCACCGGGAGGAACAGAGAAUCCCUGGGGAAGAAGAGAGGACAGUCAAGCGCGGCCGCCGCAAGAGAGGAAAGGAUCGGGGACCUUCGACUCGUCGAGGCCAUGGAAAGACGCCUGGCAGGGAUGGGGACGCGUCGAGCGGAGAUGGUGGCAGCUCGUGCUUGGACAGUGAAGCCCGCGAAGCCCAGGACAGCAGCAGCCAGGGCGGUGGAGCCCCGGAGCAGCCACCCAAGAUGGAGCCUUCCGAUACCAGCUCAGAAGGCGCCCCAACCAUAGGACCCAGGUUAACUCUGGUGCAGGGCAAAUGCCCUGGCAGCAACCAUCCAGGCAGCGAAGGACACACCUUGGACUUCCAGAGCAGGGAAGGGUCGUCCGGGACAGGGUCUCAGAGAGCGAGUGACGAUUCCCGGACAGAUACAGACUCGAGCCCCGGGUCUGCUGGGCACAGAUGUCUCCCACAAAAGAUCCCUGAGUCCCAGGAGACAGACCUGGGCAGGGAAGCUGCAGCCUCCAGCGUCCCCAGGGGCUCUCAGAGUCCUCGGGACUCUAGCGCGACCGUAGACACCAGUGACGUCGGGGCACAGCCGGGCCCUGAACCUGAGACGGUGGAGGAGGCUCCGGGGGCUCAGCGCCUCCACGUCGGAGAGGUGGCGAGGAAGGUGCAGGUCGUUGUGGGCGAGAGUGACGCGGGAGCCAGAAAGCGAGUGGGUGCAGGGGACCCAGGACCCCAGGACCGGACGCCGCUGGCCGCGCUCGUAGUGCUCCGCAGGCUGCGCCCGAGGCCCCCAGCCCUCGGGUCUCCUCAGCUCACCAGUGGCGUCCCCGUGGGUCUCAAGGCGCGGCUGCAGCGCGUGGCGCGGGCCCUGGGCUUUCUGCGCUGGCUGCGACUGCGGGUGGAGCGACGUCGAGCCGAGGCGCGCAGCGCGAGCCCGCGGGAGCGCGAGUCGCGCGGCCGCGAGAGGGCGCUCGAGGCGCGGGGCGGGGCGUCCCGGCCCAGGCGCUGGCUGGCGCUACGCCUGGCCUGUCGCCUGGUGGGGCUCCGGGGAACGCCGCGGGCUCCCCCUGGCGGUGGUCCGAGCCCUCCACAGGCUGUGAGUAGCUCAGUCUCUGAAGAUGCUUCAGCCAUCGAGGAUCCAGCUCCAGAUCCCAAAUUCGCCGUGGUCUUCCCCCGGAUCCAUAAUGUGGGGAAGGAGUCGGGCAGCAGCAGUUCAGGAGCAUCCACGGACGCCCCCACUGGAGAAGGCCGCGUUUCGUCUCCUGCUGGGGCUGCCGAGGAUAGGGAGGAACAAGAGGCUAAUGGAGAAGGAGUGGUCAGGUCCUGUCAGGCUCCCUGCUUUUUCCCGUCUGCCCCCUGUGGGACCUCACCGGACGAGAACCGUAGCGAAGCAGAGCCAGAGACCUUGGAAUCUAAGACUGGGCUGCACUGGGCACAGGAUUCUAAUCCCUGCGAAGACCCUGAGCUGGACGCUGAUACUCUGCUGCCUCAGCUCACCCUGGAGACUCGCCUGCGGCAGAAUAGCCCCUGCAGGUCACCAAGGGAGCGGUGGGAGCCAGAAGAUGACGCUGAGGCAGCGCUGGAAAGGGACCUGGAGUUGAGCCUCCAGAGAGACCUGGAGAUGCCACCCUUUCUGGGAACUCAGAUCAGGAGUCUCCCAGAGGGCCUGGAAGACAUUGAGGACCUCGCCAGGCUGCGGCUGGUGUGUGACAGCUCUGUGCUGCUAUGCCUCAAGAAGAGGUUCCACCUGGGCCGCAUCUAUACUUUUGGGGGACCCCUCCUGCUUGCUCUGAACCCCCACCAGCCCCUGCCUCUCUUCUCAUCAGAAGUCUCGGCCAGCUACCAUCCCAGGAAAGCCCCAAACACCACACCACACAUCUUUGCCAUCGGGGUAGCAGCCUAUAACCUGUCUCAGAGCUCUGGACAGGACUCCUGCAUCCUCCUGGGUGGGCCAGUCCUGUGUGCUUCCUCCCAUCCCUUAGCCCCUCCCUCCUGCAGGGGCCACAGUGGCUCAGGGAAGACUGAGUCUGCCAAGAAGAUUUUGAAAUUUCUAAGCAGCAUAGAGCAGAAGCCGAUAGAGGCCAGCGGGGCUCAGCUGGAGGACAUAUUGCCCGUGCUCAGCAGCUUUGGACAUGCCAAGACCAUCCUGAAUGCCAACGCCAGCCGCUUCGGCCAGGAGACACACCUCUGCUUGCAGCAGGGGGUAAUUGUAGGAGCCUCUAUGUCCCACUACCUGCUUGAGACCUCCAGAGUAGUGUUUCAGGGCCGAGCCUGCAGGCUCCAGGGCAAGGAAGAUGCCCAGGACUUCAAGGAGCUGGUAAAGGCCCUGCGGGUGCUGGGGUUGUGCACAGAGGAGCUGACUGCAGUCUGGGCUGUGCUGGCCACCAUCCUGCAUCUGGGCAACAUCUGCUUCUCUUCUUCAGAGCGGGAGUCCCAGGAGGUGGCUGCUGUGUCCAGCUGGGCCGAAAUCCACCUGGCAGCCCGGCUGCUACAGGUGCACCCAGAACACCUAGAGGGGGCAGUCACCAAGAGGGUCACGGACACACCCUACGGCCUUGUCUCCAGACCUCUGCCAGUGGAAGGUGCCAUUGAUGCCAGGGAUGCCCUAGCCAAGACCCUGUACGUGAGGCUCUUCACCUGGCUUCUGAAGCAGAUCAAUGUGCGGCUGUCCCCACCGAGGGAGGCAGACGGUGUGACCACCAUUGCUGUUGUGGACGUCUUCGGCUUUGAGGCACUGCGGGUGAAUGGCUUAGAGCAGCUGUGCAGCAAUCUGGCCAGCGAGCGCCUGCAGUUCUUCUCCAGCCAGAGGCUGCUGGCCCAGGAGGAGGAGGUGUGCCAGCGGGAGCUGCUGAAAUGGGUGCCCAUUCCCCAGCCGCCAAGGGAAUCCUGCCUGGAUCUCCUGGUGGACCAGCCCCAUAGCCUCCUAAGCAUCUUGGACACCCAGACCUGGCUACCCCAGGCCACGGACCACACCUUCCUCCAGAAGUGCCACUAUCACCAUGGCGACCACCCGAGCUAUGCCAAGCCUCAGCUGCCCCUGCCGAUCUUCUCGGUGCGGCACUAUGCAGGGACCGUCACCUACCAGGUGCACAAGUUCAUAAACAGAAACAGGGACAGCCUGGACCCCGCCGUGCUGGAGAUGCUCAGGCAGAGCCAGCUGCAGCUCAUGGGCAGUCUGUUCCAAGAAGCAGAGCCCCAGGCUGGGACCGAGCAAAGCAAACCCACAUUGGCCUCUCGAUUCCAGCGGUCCCUGGGUGACUUGCUAGCUAGGCUAGGCAGGAGCCAUGUCUAUGUUAUCCACUGUCUCAACCCCAGCCCUGGAAAGCUCCCAGGCCUCCUGGAUGUGGAACACGUGGCAGAGCAGCUGCGUCAGGCUGGCGUCCUGGAGAUCAUAGGCACCCGAAGUACCCACUUCCCCGUACGAGUGCCCUUCCAAGUCUUUCUGGCAAGGUUCCGUGCUCUAGGGUCGGGGAAACAGAAAGCUGUCUCUGACCGGGAGAGGUGUGGUGCCAUCCUCAGGGAAGUCCUGGGGGCAGAGUCACCACGCUAUCAUCUUGGAGCCACUCAGGUUCUACUGCAGGAGCAGGGCUGGCAGCAGCUAGAACAGUUGUGGGCUCAGCGGCGCUCACAGGCCCUGCUCACUCUGCACCGUGGCCUCCGAGCCUGUAUCACCCGUCAGCGGCUCCGUCUCCUACCCCGGAUGCAGGCUCGUGUGCGGGGUCUCCAGGCCAGGAAGCGAUACCUCCGGCGGAGGUCAGCUCUGGGACAGCUGAACACCAUCCUCCUAGUGGCUCAGCCCCUGCUCCGGAGACGACAGAAGCUACAGUGUUCCCGUGGCCCGCAGAGUGGGGAGCCCCGGGGGAAAGUGUCAAGUAUGGACCCGGGGCGCUUGGAGAUCCCAGCCCAGCUGGCUGCUCUGCUGGAGAGAGCAGAAGGCCACCAGGCCAGACUGACUGGGAGCAUCACAGAGUCCCUACCACCUGAGGUUCCUGUCCGGCCCAGCUUGACUCUUCCUCCAGACAUUGACCAGUUUCCCUUCUCCAGUUUCGUGUCCACCAGCUUCCAGAAGCCGUUUCUGCCCAGACCAGGGCAGCCACUGGCCGAGCCCCUGACGCGGUUGGAUGGCGAGAACCCUCAGCAGGCUCUGGAGAUCAAUCGGGUGAUGCUGCGGCUCCUGGGGGAGGGGUCCCUGCAGUCCUGGCAAGAACAAACCAUGGGCACAUACCUGGUGCAGCGGGCACAGCGCCGCCCAGGACUUAGAGAUGAGCUCUUCAGCCAGUUGGUGGCCCAGCUGUGGCACAACCCGGAUGAACAGCAGACUCAGCGAGGCUGGGCCCUAAUGGCAAUCCUGCUCGGCUCCUUCCCCCCUACACCAGCCCUGGAGAAGCCAUUGCUCAAAUUUGUGUCUGACCAGGCCCCCAGUGGCAUGGCAGCCCUGUGCCAGCACAAGCUGUUAGGUGCCCUGGAGCAGACACCGCUGGCUCCCAUGGCUGCACGGUCCCACCCACCCACACAGCUUGAGUGGAAGGCUGGAUUGCGACGGGGCCGUAUGGCGCUGGAUGUGUUCACAUUCAACGAAGAAAGCUAUUCCGCCGAAGUGGAAUCCUGGACCACGGGAGAGCAGCUUGCAGGGUGGAUCCUACAGAGCAGAGGCCUGGAGGCGCCCCCUCGUGGUUGGUCUGUGUCACUGCAUUCUGGGGAUGCUUGGCAAGACUUGCUGGGCUGUGACUUCGUGUUGGACCUGAUAGGCCAGACGGAGGACUUGGGAGACUCAGCCGGUCCCUACCCCAUCACUCCUCUUGGUUUAGCUGAGAACAUCCCUCCAGCCCCCGGUGUCCAGGCUCCUUCCCUGCCCCCAGGACUCCCUCCAGGUCCAGCCCCAACUCUGCCCAGCAGCCGCUCUCCAGGUGAGGCCAGUAGGCCCGGGAACCUGGAUGGUUUCUUGGACCACCUCUUCGAGCCAGUCCUCACCCCAGGCGUUAGUGAUUUGGAACAAGGCUGGGCCCUGAGCAGACGCAUGAAGGGAGGGGGCUCUAUUGGGCCCACCCAGCAGGGCUACCCCAUGGUGUACCCAGGUAUGGUGCAGGCACCCAGCUACCAGCCAGCUAUGAUACCUGCGCCUAUCCCCAUGAUGCAAGCCAUGGGCACAGUCCCAACCGUGCCAGCCAUGAUGGUCCCACCCCAGCCACAGCCUCUGAUGCCCAGUUUGGACUCAAGGCAGCUGGCAGAACAGCAGCAAAACUUCAUUCGCCAGCAGGCGAUGAUUCUGGCCCAGCAGAUGACUGCCCAGGCCAUGAGCCUGUCCCUGGAGCAGCAGAACCAGAGGCGCCAGCACCAAGCUCAGGCCUCUGGGGCCGCCUCCCAGGCUCCACCCUCAACCAUUGCUCCCAAGGCCAAGAAGCCUCCUGCACCCCAAGAGAAGCCCGCGAAUGAUCCAGAACCUUUGGAUGUUUCCUUUAGAGACGCUCCAGAGGAGGCUGAAAUCAGGCCUCAGCGCCCCAAGAGCUUUCAGCAGAAACGGGACUACUUCCAGAAGAUGGGCCAAGAGCCGAUCAAGGUGAAGACGGUGAAGCCUCCAGCCAAGGUUCAGAUCCCCCAGGAGGAGACAGAGGAGGACGAGGAGGAAACAGCGCGUAGGUGUUGGGCUGCAGCUCCGGUGUCCCCUCCUCCUCCUCCUCCCCCAGUUGUGAAGAAGCCGCUGAAACAAAGUAGGACCAAAACUGGAAAGGAGGAUGAGGUGGAACCCGCACAGAAGGAAGAACCGACACGGGACGGGGCUCCCAAAGUGCAGAGCUCCAACUCCACCCCUCAGCGCCCGCAACCCAGCAGGUCUCCUCCCACGGUGAAGAGCUCCGAUUCCACCCCUCAGCGCCCGCAACCCAGCCGGGAAAUCCGCAACAUCAUCCGCAUGUACCAGAGCCGCCCAGGGCCUGUGCCUGUGCCUGUCCAACCCACCAGGCCCUUUAAAACUUUUCAGAAGAAAAACGACCCUAAGGAUGAGGCUUUGGCUAAGUUAGGAAUAAAUGGUGCCAGCUCGCCCCCAUUGAUGUCGCCUACCCACGGGAAGAGCUCCCCACCAGCUGUGGCUCCUAGACCCAAGGCUCGACCACGCCUUGAACCCUCCACGUCCAUCCGGGAAAAGCAGGGACCCCUUCGGGAUUUGUUUGGCCCAUGUAGCCCAAACCCACCUACAGCGCCAGCACCCCCGCCUCCACUCCCACCCCCACUGUCUCUGCCUGGGGAGCCCAAGAGCCCCUUAGUCGAGUCUCGUGCCUUGACAGAGCCCAUGGAGGACAGGGGCAUCUCCACGAAGCUCCUUGUGCCCUCUGGAAGCGUGUGCUUCUCUUACGCCAAUGCACCCUGGAAGUUGUUCUUACGAAAGGAGGUGUUCUACCCUCGGGAGAACUUCAGCCACCCCUACUGCCUCAAUCUGCUCUGCCAGCAGAUCCUGCGGGACACCUUCACAGAGUCCUGCACCCGGAUCUCACAGGACGAGCGGCACAAAAUGAAAGGCCUGCUGGGAGACUUGGAGGUGGGCCUGGACUCCCUUGACGUUGCUGAAGACAGCAUCAAAAAACGCAUUGUGGUUGCUGCUCGGGACAACUGGGCCAAUUACUUCUCACGCAUCUUCCCUGUCUCGGGUGAGAGUGGCAGUGACGUACAGCUGCUGGGCGUGUCUCACCGGGGACUGAGGCUGCUGAAGGUGACCCAAGACCCCAACUUCCACCUGGACCAGCUGAAGACACUCUGCUCCUACAGCUAUGCCGAGGUGUUGGCUGUGCAGUGUAGGAGCACCUCUACCCUGGAGCUGUCACUGAAGAGUGAGCAGCUGAUCCUGCACACGACCUGGGCGAGGACCAUCAAGGCCAUGGUGGAACAGUUCCUGAGUGAGCUCAAGAAGGACUCUGGUUACGUCAUCGCCCUGCGCAGCUACAUCACCGAUGACAACAGUCUCCUCAGUUUCCACCGUGGGGACCUCAUUAGGCUGCUGCCGGUGGCCGCUCUGGAACCAGGCUGGCAGUUCGGCUCUGCCGGGGGCCGCUCCGGACUCUUUCCUGCUGACAUGGUGCAGCCAGCUGCUGCCCCCGACCUCUCCUUCUCGCUGGGAAAGAGAAACAGCUGGCAGCGCAAGAGUAACAGAGUAACAGGGCCGGCUCAGGAGCGCCCCACCCAUCUCAGGAAACAAGAGCCCAGCGAAGCCUCGGAGGCCACCUCCGUUAUGACCUACAGCUCUCUGUCUGCUGACUCCCACAACUACACCAUGCGGGAAUUUGCCCUGCGCUACUUCAGGAAGCCUCAUACCUGGUUGACCCAGAUGAGCGCAGGCACCAAGGAGACCACGGUAGUCAGCCUGAUCCAGUACACUAAGGACCCCAUCCAGGAAUCCCUUACCAUCUUCUGCAACGAGGACACAAACACUAAGGCUGUGGCUGGCUUCAAGGCUCUGAUGCAGUUUAUGGGGGACCAGCCUAAGCCCCGGGGUAAGGAUGAGCUGGCUCUGCUCUAUGAGUUGCUGAAGCUGUGCCAAGAGGACCUCCGGGACGAGAUGUACUGCCAGGUCAUCAAGCAGGUCACAGGACACCCCCAGCCGAAGCACUGUGCUCUGGGCUGGAGCAUCCUCAGCCUCUUCACUGGCUUCUUUGCGCCGUCCACCACUCUGAUGCCCUAUGUGACCAAGUUCCUGCAGGAUUCCAGCCCCAGCCAAGAGCUGGCCCAGAGCAGCCAGGAGAACCUCCAGCGCACGGUUAAAUAUGGGGGGCGUCAGCAGCUGCCGUUACCUGGUGAAAUGCAUGCUUUUCUGAAAGGGCAAGCAUCUCGUUUGCUUCUGAUUCACCUGCCUGGGGGUGUGGACUACAGGACAAACACACAGACUUUCACGGUGGCAGGGGAAGUGCUAGAGGAACUGUGUGGACAGAUGGGCAUCACGGACUUGGAGGAAGUGCAGGAAUUUGCCCUCUUCAUCAUUAAAGGGGAAGGUGAGCUGGUUCGGCCACUGUCGACCCCUGAGUACAUCAACAAUGUGAUGAAAGACCAGGACAUAAGCCUGCACAGCCGGAGGCUUGGCUGGGAGACGCCACUGCACUUUGAUAACACCACCUACAUCGAAACCCACUAUGGCCAGGUGCUACGGGACUACCUGCAAGGGAAGCUGAUAAUCAGUGCCCAGGCCGAGGCUCAGCUCGCACAGCUCGCUGCCUUUCAGCACCUCAGCAAGGCCAGCACCGGUCCUCCAUCAGAGCCAGAGCUGCUGUCUUAUAUCCCCAAGCCACUGCAAGGGCAGGUGAACACAGCCAGCAUAAAGAGCUUGGUGACCCAGGAGCUGAGGCAGAUGCAAGGGUACAACGAGCCGAAGGCACAGAUCGGCUUCAUCGAGACCACGACCCAGCUGCCCCUCUUUGGCCACACUGUGUAUGUGGUGCUGAGGGUCAGUAAGCUGGCCCUCCCUGGCCCAGUCCUCCUGGGGCUCAACCGACAACACCUUGUGCUCAUGGACCCCAGCUCUGAGAAACUCUGCUGCUCCAUCGCACUGAAGGACCUCCAGCGACUCCAUCUGAUGAGCCCACUGGAGGAGGAUGGGCCCCCUGGCCUGGAACUCAAUUACGGCUCUGCUGACAACCCCCAGACCAUCUGGUUGGAGCUGCCACAGGCCCAGGAGUUGCAGCACACCAUCAUCUUCCUGCUGGGCAGCGUGUCCACUCAGUGGCCAGGCCUCUGAGGAGAGUCGAGAAGAGGCAGCAGCCUCUCACUGGGCAGUCUGCCUUGGUCCUGCUCUGAAACUGCAGCACAGCCCCAAAUGGAGGCCAUGAGGCAGGGGCUGUGACUUCACCUGGGGGAGUAAGCAGACACUUUCCCUGAGGUGGGCUGAAGAACUGGGUGUGGGCAUCUGAUCCAGGAUGGGCAAAGCAUUCAUGAAGCUCUACAUGAAGCAGCACAAGUAAAACUCCCAAGAAAAGGACUGACUGUGUGUGAGCAUGUGUCUCUACAAAACUCCCAAGAAAAGGACUGACUGUGUGCAAGCAUGUGUCUCCACAAAACUCCCAAGAAAGGACUGACUGUGUGCGAGCAUGUGUCUCCACAAAACUCCCAAGAAAGGACUGACUGUGUGUAAGCAUGUGUCUCCACAAAACUCCCAAGAAAAGGACUGACUGUGUGCAAGCAUGUGUCUCCACAAAACUCCCAAGAAAAGGAC